UUGCUAAGCAAUAGCUUUUCAGCCACACAUCGAUUUUAUAUUUCCUUUGAGAACAGUUUGUGCAACGAGUAUAUAACGGAAAAACUCUACAGUAGAAUCUCUCAGUUGCUCGUUCCUGUCGUGAUGAAAAGACAAAUCUACGAAGGCACUGACGUCCCGUCCAACUCAUUCAUUGCUCUUGACGAUUUCAAGAGUACCAAGGAAUUGGGCGAUUAUUUAAAUUUCCUGCGCAGGAACAACACUGCGUAUCUGAAAUACUUUGAAUGGACCAAGGACUACCGUAUGCCAUCUACCUAUAGAAGUGAUGCAUUAUGCAGGCUCUGCAGAGAUAUCCACCAUGAGGAACAUCUCGAGAUUGAAGAUAUCGUUAAGUAUUACGUCCACAAUCAGUGCUCAGAUGGCACUGACGUCCCGUCCAACUCAUUCAUUGCUCUUGACGAUUUCAAGAGUACCAAGGAAUUGGGCGAUUAUUUAAAUUUCCUGCGCAGGAACAACACUGCGUAUCUGAAGUACGUUCUACCACAGUUGAUGCAACCAUUCAAAAACGCUGCUUGCCGAACAUACUUUGAAUGGACCAAGGACUACCGUAUGCCAUCUACCUAUAGAAGUGAUGCAUUAUGCAGGCUCUGCAGAGAUAUCCACCAUGAGGAACAUCUCGAGAUUGAAGAUAUCGUUAAGUAUUACGUCCACAAUCAGUGCUCAGAUGAAAACUAG
Messenger RNA from Cooperia oncophora, 714 nucleotides. The record is from the annotation of a GenBank genome assembly. Lineage: Eukaryota; Metazoa; Nematoda; Chromadorea; Rhabditida; Trichostrongylidae.